Molecule: messenger RNA, 766 nt
Organism: Arabidopsis arenosa
Lineage: Eukaryota; Viridiplantae; Streptophyta; Magnoliopsida; Brassicales; Brassicaceae
Source: the annotation of a GenBank genome assembly
ACUUCAGCUUUCGACUACAAAAAAUACUCUCACAAGAUUUCUUUCAACAUGGAUGGUUGUUUAACGUAUCUCGUGAACGAAGAAAAAAGUGGGGUGGUUGAAGAAGCAGAGAUUGAAAAGGUGAAGGCAAUGAACGCAAAAGAAAGGGAGCGCUUUCUCGCAAAGGUUAAUAAUGAGGUAGACAUGGCACGUAACAAGGCAAAGAAGGAAGCCGAGGAAGAAGAGGACAAAAUAUUCGAGGAGGGAAGACAGAAAGCAAAAGCUAAAGAGACGGGAGAAAACAAAGAAGAGGAGACGAACAGAGUUUUCAACAAGUUCAUAGACGGUGUCGUGAAGAAGAUCCCUGCUAAAUCAACAAUUGCUGAUGGUCUAAAGGGUGCCUCCUGGAAGAACCUUGCCCAUGAGGCUGCAUUAGGGCUAGUAGAUGAUCCGGAUUGUUUGGUUUUUGAAGACGACAUGGAGAAUAACUCGAAUGUGUUGUCCUUUGUGGGAGAUGAUGAUAAAAUACACAAAUUUGUGGUGAAGCCGGCGGGGAUUUUCUACGUGAUCAAUGAUGAAUUAAUCUCGUUUAAAGGGUGUAGUGAUAUACUUCGAGAAUUCGAGAAGAAAAAAGAAGCGACCGCUUGGAGGUCAAGGAAUCGCAGUCCUAGAUGUGUGGAACAUUGGGGAGAUAUUUUGUUGGAAGGAAUCUCGUAGAGAUAGGACAUUAUGCAUAUGGAUAUCAAAUAUUGCUUCUAGUCCUAGACAAGAAAGCAUCUCGUUUUGC